GUCGCGAGUUGCCCUCAUGCUGCCCCCUUCACCCUCUCGGCCUCUCGCUCCCGCAGUCUGCAUGCUGCAACUCGGGUCUCUCGCUCUCUCGUCGUGUCUACCUCCAUGCCUCAUGCCUCAAAGCGGGAGAGAGAUCGCGCCGUUCAAGAUGGUAUAUAUACCUCCCUGACAUCCGUUAUCUCGCAUUAUCGCAUUUCGCCCCCCGUACCCGUCUCGAAUUUGUCUUUCAUCCUUACCAAACUUCCAACACUAGACCUCCCCCGCGAGAAAGCUUCCAUCCCCCACACAUACGCAAACAAUCGACUUCGUCACCCAUGUCGUCGAUCCUCUUCAAACGCCCUACCAUGCUGGCACUGGCCGGCGUCGUCACCCUGAUGUCGCUCAUCCCGACCGCCGAGGCCCAGUACCGUCGACCGUAUGGUUACUACAAUCGACGACGUGGUGGAUGGCGAAACAUCUACCUCCUCGCCAUCAUCUUGCCCAUCGUCUUCUUCGCCCUGAUCCUGCUCUUCUGGAUGUUCGUCUUCCGAAAGCUGCUCGCUCGUCGACGUCAACGACAUGCCGAGGUCUUGCCUUCGCACACUUCGAGCACCAUGUACCCUCAGACUGGGGAAUACUCCAACCCGUACACCGGGGGCAAUGCUGGGUACGACAACAACACGUAUAACUACGGGCAACAGCAGACCACCCAGUACCCGCAACAAGCGCACGUAUCUACCGGUCACCAGCAAUACGCUCCUCCUCCCGGAAAGCCUCCUCAGGGAUAUUAGACGCGAUGAGACGCGAUGGAGGAUAGGGGACGAGAGAGAUGAAGUGAAAGAUGGAAACGAUUAUAAUAACGGUCUGAACGAGUUCCCAAGUCCGUAUCGCCUGAGAUUGUCAUAAAACUGUAUCCACAAGCGUGUACCAUCGAUAUUAUCCUGUAGCUGUAGUCAUGCCUCAUAUACGUCAACAUGCCUAAGCCUAUAGGCCUAA
Molecule: messenger RNA, 975 nt
Organism: Filobasidium floriforme
Lineage: Eukaryota; Fungi; Basidiomycota; Tremellomycetes; Filobasidiales; Filobasidiaceae
Exons: 2
Coding region: 315-770 (151 amino acids)
Source: RefSeq, a predicted model, not a curated record